This is a messenger RNA of Pelodiscus sinensis (Chinese soft-shelled turtle), 7869 nucleotides long. The record is from RefSeq and is a predicted model, not a curated record. NCBI's taxonomy places the organism in Eukaryota, Metazoa, Chordata, Testudines, Trionychidae.
AAACAAUGGGUGAAUUUCUAUGGCCUGCAUCAUGUUGAUCAGACUAGAUGUUUUUGUUGGUCCCUUAUGGCCUUAAAAUGUUUAUACACUCGCAAAUCAGCUUGAAAAUGCAUUCCUAUGAAGUAAUCUUGUGGGAAUAAAAAACCCCAGAGUCAGCAAAAGGAGAUAUAGGAAAUACAAAUCGUUACAAUGCCAAAGGAACUAAUCAUUUUUCCUCUUUGUGGACAGAUUGGCUAUAUCCAGAUUGGAACAGAACAGCUGCUAAUACAACCUGUGAAUAUCUCUGAGACCUCAUUCAGUGGAAGAGAGCACUUCAUCAGGCACAAACGAUCUUCAAAAUCCAGCCAUCCUGCUAAGUCCCCCAUGCCCAAGGAACACUGCAAAGUCGUAUCAGAAAAGAAGAGACAAAAGAAGAUGAAACCAGCCAAUGACUGGAGGGAGCGAAGAAAUGCUAUUCGGCUCACUAAUGAAUACACCGUAGAAACCCUGGUAGUGGCUGAUGCUGAUAUGGUGCAAUAUCAUGGUGCCGAGGCAGCCCAAAGAUUCAUCCUCACAGUGAUGAACAUGGUGUACAACAUGUUCCAACACCAGAGCCUCGGAAUUAAAGUCAGCAUUCGAGUGACUAAGCUUGUCCUCCUUCGAAACCGUCCUGCAAAACUGUCCAUUGGGCACCAUGGGGAGAGGUCUCUGGAGAGUUUCUGUCACUGGCAAAAUGAAGAGUACGGUGGAGCAAAGUAUCUUGGCAAUAAUCAGGUUCCUGGUGCAAGAGAUGAUACCCCUACAGUGGAUGCUGCUGUCUUUGUUACCAGGACGGAUUUCUGCGUACACAAAGAUGAACCCUGUGACACAGUGGGGAUAGCUUACCUGGGAGGUGUAUGCAGUGCCAAAAGAAAGUGUGUCUUAGCUGAAGACAAUGGUCUCAACCUGGCAUUUACCAUAGCACACGAACUUGGGCACAAUAUGGGGAUGAGCCACGAUGAUGACCAUUUGUCCUGCGCAGGAAGAUCUCACAUAAUGUCUGGAGAAUGGGUGAAGGGCAGGAACCCCAGUGACCUUUCUUGGUCUUCCUGCAGCCGUGAGGACCUUGAAAACUUCCUAAAGUCCAAGGUGAGCACCUGUUUGCUGGUAACAGACCCCCGAAGCCGGUAUGCUGUGCGGCUUCCUCACAAGCUGCCAGGGAUGCACUACAGUGCUGAUGAACAGUGCCAGAUACUCUUCGGAACCAAUGCCACUUUCUGUAAGAAUAUGGAGCAUUUGAUGUGUGCUGGGCUGUGGUGCUUGGUGGAAGGAGACACGUCUUGUAAAACUAAGCUGGAUCCCCCUCUGGAUGGCACAGAAUGUGGCGCCGACAAGUGGUGCCGAGCUGGGGAAUGCGUCAGUAAGACUCCCAUUCCGGAGCACGUGGAUGGAGACUGGAGCAUGUGGAGUCAAUGGAGCAUGUGCAGCAGGACGUGUGGCACCGGCGCCCGAUUCAGACAGCGGAAAUGCGACAAUCCCCCCCCUGGGCCAGGAGGCAAGAACUGCCGGGGAGCCAGUGUGGAGCACACCGUUUGUGAAAAUUUACCCUGCCCGAAAGGAGCACCAAGCUUCAGGGACCAGCAGUGCCAGUCUCAUGACAGAUAUACCAACAAGAAGAAAAGCCUCUUGACAGCUGUCAUCAUUGAUGAUAAGCCGUGUGAACUCUUCUGCUCUCCUCUGGGGAAGGAGUCCCCUGUGCUGGUGGCAGACAGGGUCCUUGAUGGCACUCCGUGUGGGCCUUAUGAGACUGACCUCUGCGUACAUGGCAAGUGCCAGAAAAUCGGCUGCGAUGGGAUCAUUGGCUCAGCCGCCAAAGAGGACCGCUGCGGAAUCUGCAAUGGAGACGGCAAAACCUGUAAAGUGGUGAAAGGAGACUUCAACCACACCAAGGGGAUGGUAACCCAUAGUCAUUGUAAGAAGGUUUCCACGUGUGUGAUGGCAAAGGCAAAGGCUGUUCCCAAGUGUUUCUCGUGUUACAUAGAAGCCGCUGUCAUCCCUGCGGGUGCUCGACGGAUCCGAGUGGUUGAGGAUAAACCUGCCCACAGUUUUCUGGCUUUAAAAGAUUCCAGUAAGAGAUCCAUUAACAGCGACUGGAAAAUUGAGCUUCCUGGUGAGUUUCAGAUCGCAGGAACUACUGUCCGGUACGUGCGAAGGGGUCUAUGGGAGAAAAUGUCUGCCAAAGGACCAACUAAAAUACCACUGCACUUGAUGGUGCUGUUAUUUCACGACCAAAACUAUGGAAUUCAUUAUGAAUACACCAUUCCUGUAAACUAUACCGCUGAAAACAGAAGCGAGCCAGAAAAACAACAGGAUUCUUUGUACAUCUGGACACACAGCGGAUGGGAAGGAUGCAGUGUGCAGUGUGGAGGAGGGGAGCGUAAAACCAUUGUGUCCUGUACAAGGAUCAUCAACAAGACCAUGAUGCUGGUGAAUGACAGUGACUGCCAGCGUGUGAUGCGCCCUGAACCCCAAGUUAGAAGAUGUAACACACAUCCCUGCCAGUCACGGUGGGUGGCAGGCCCUUGGAGUUCUUGCUCUGCCACCUGUGAGAAAGGCAUCCAGCACCGGGAAGUGACUUGUGUUUACCAGCUGCAGAAUGGCACCUAUGUUAACACCAGAGACUUCUACUGCCUUGGCAACAAACCCACACCAAUACAAAGCUGUGAAGGCCAGGACUGCCUUUCGAUAUGGGAGGCAUCAGAAUGGUCCAAGUGCUCAGCAGAUUGCGGUAGGGGAACCCACAAGAGAACAGUAACCUGCACAAACUCUCAAGGGAAAUGUGAUGCAGCCACCAGGCCGAAAGAGGAGGAAGAGUGUGAGGACCACACAGGCUGUUAUGAGUGGAAAACAGGGGACUGGUCUAAGUGCUCCUCAACAUGCGGGAAGGGCCUCCAGUCACGUGUGGUGCAGUGCAUGCACAAAGUCACCGGCCGCCAUGGCAACGAAUGCCUCAUCCUCUCCAAGCCAGCAGCCUACAGGCAGUGCCACCAAGAGGCCUGCAAUGAGAAGAUAAACGUCAACACAAUUACCUCGCCCAGACUUGCUGCUCUCACAUACAAGUGCACAGGGGACCAGUGGACAGUGUACUGCAGGGUGAUCCGGGAGAAGAACCUGUGCCAGGACAUGAGAUGGUACCAACGCUGCUGCCAGACAUGCAGAGACUUUUACGCAAAUAAGAUGCUGCAGAAGAGUUAAUGAAUCGGUGCUGCUUCUUAGGGUAUCCCAGCCAUUUGUAUGUAAAUCACAGACUAGUAGGGUCUGAGUACUGGAAUUACAAAGUGGUGGAUUCCAAAGCAUAUCAAAUGAGACUUGAAACAAAUUCUGCAGACUGGCAGUACCAAAGGCAUCCGCUCGUCCACCUUACGAAAGAAUCAUCUCAAGGAGCCAAUCGCAUAGAAUUUUAUUGUGUUUUGACAUCAUUACGUUUUUCAUUAAUGCUUUUUACUUUAAUAUAUUACCAGCCACUGGAUGGCUCGCUACCAUUUUGAAGAGGAAAAAAAAAAAAGGACGAGAGUUGUAAAGUGAUUAAAUUGACUAAGGUCAUGUGUACCUCAGUGGGGGAAAGCCUCUGGCAAAUAACUCAGCAAACGUGCAGACAUUACUUAAUACUGCAGCCUUGGCUUCCAUCGCAGGCUCUUAAUUCCCAGCAGUUAGCAUGCUGCGGGGUGGGCUUGGAGGGACGCACACAAAUGAAAUGCUUAAUUUAAAAGGGGGAUUUGCUAUAAAAGCUUGUGAAAACCGAUAGCAGAGGAUGGAUGUCUCUGAAAUUUCUGCAGAAAGCUCAGAGCAGUUUUAUCCAACAUUCCAUUUAAUGUAAUUUUAAAAAAAACUAAUUGGGAAUUCCUUCUCCUGUCUGGUUCUGCAAACAUACCCUCCUCUCUCUUUUUUAAAAACACAUAUGCUUUCUUUUAUGAUGCCUUAGUCUCCUCAAAGAGUUUAAAGAAAUGGAAGCUAAUUAACCUAAGAGCAGAAAGUUAAUUUUAAGCCAGAACCACAUGCAUGAGAGGGAAAUAGCUGGAAAUCAUUUGAAUAUAGAGGGUUUGUUGGAGAGGAGUUGCUUGACCUCCUCUUUCCAAUUUUUUGGGAUUCAGUCUGAGGGUGAGACAGAAUGCUGUUUCUUACGGGUACUGUGAAACCAGCUAGUGUUGCACAUACCAGAAAGAGAGCUCAGAAUAGCACUUGAAGAGGGUGACUGAGAGACCAAAUGGACCUUUCCCCUCUCUGAGGCGUAUAAAGCAUAAAUCCUUUUGGUAUAGAAAGAGAGCAGUGAGUAGACUUUCAGGGUAAAAUUCUGGGCUAAUUGAAGCCAAAACUCCUGUUGUCUUCAGUAGGGCCAGGGUUUCACACUCAAUCUUGUCUCCUUUGCUUUGUUGCCCGGUGUUCUUUUUAUCAGGACACUUGGAAAGUGCUGUGCAAACAGCAGAAUGUGGUUCCCUGAAUGUUACAGCACACAGUUCAAUGUAGCUCUGCCAUAUCUAACUCAGACGUGUAUCCUUUUCCCUCGCUAAGCUCUGCUGCCAUGCAUGCUGUGGGGAGGUGGCAUUUAGGCGCUGAGACAUCAGCAGGGCCAGAAAGGUGAAUUAUAGCUUCAUACUCACUCAAGAGACACAUAUUAAUAUUUAUGCUGUGGAAAUGGACACAGGAGAAGAUCCAGUCCCCUUGCUGAACAUUGGGGAAGUCUGGAUGGGAAUGUGAGCAUUGCGGCUCAUGCCUCUCUCUUGUGUUAUUGCUAUUAUUGUUUUGCUCUCACAGGCUAAGGGAUAAAGGCAUUUAGUACUUACGAUUUUUAAACAUCUUUUUCUCACUUAUUAAGAAUGUGCCAGGAUCCAGGAACUCGGUGAAAUAAUUCGUUAUGGUUUAUUAAGAGCUGAGCUUUCAGACAUCAGACUCUAACUUCCAUCUGCAGACUGGUAACUGCAUUGGCAUCCACAUUUGCAGGGGCAGAAUGUGUGUCUGCUUGUGCAACUGCACGUUCGUGCAGCCAAGCGCCUUGAGCAUGCUGAAAGGCACAUGGUAUCUGUAAGUGCUUGGCCCUAAGAGAGCUAUAUUCACAUAGAUGUGCCAGGGAAACGGUUCUAAAUUGGUAGCUGUUGUUAUACCGGUGGCCAGGCCUGCUGAUGGGGGGGCUUAAGGGGCAAUUGUCCUGGGGCCUGACAAUCCAGUGGCCUGAGCCCUGGGCACUUUACAUCGCCACCAGAGCACCAGGCAUGCUCUGGCUGGCUCUGAGGGUCAGCUGGGGGAUGAGGAGAGGGCACUGCACAUUCCGGGCAGUGCUGAGGGCUGGCUGCCCCAACCCCGCCCCUUUACCCAAUGCCCCGCCCCUUCCAAGAGUAUAGAACCAGGCACCUCGCCCUUUCCCCACAUUGCCCAGGACCCCAACAGUCCUGUUGGCUGCCCUGCUGGUGGCACUUUUGCUAAAUUCCUUUUAAAAUCUGAAUCAAACCUUUUCCUCAUGCUUCUAACCCAGGGUCCAAAUUCAGAGGAGGCAUAGAUAGUUAUGUUACAUUAUCCAGUAGCGUAAUUCCUAUAAAAUGGUGUUGUUAAUGGUGAAAGAGAGGUGGGAGAGAAUGUCGCUGGUUGAUCCCAUGGUGUGAAAAACAAAAUUAACAGAGUAGGUAGAUAAGCAAGUAACGAGAGAGUGCACGGAGGUAUCAGAUAAAGCAGAGAGCGCCAACUUUAUCGUAAGACCUGCUAGUAGCUUUUCCUAGCAUACUCUUCCCAUCCAGUCCCUUAAGAUGUACCUUUCCCCCAGCCCGUUGACACACACUUCUCUCCGCCAUUCAUGGCCCCCGUUGUAACGUGAUUUGUGUCCCCGUUAGGGGUUUGGUGUUUUCUUAACGGAUGACAUUUCAGCUCACGAAGUGGCUUGACUGUGAAAUGCCACAUCCUAGCAUGUCGUUUACAACAGCACGUUGCUCGUGUUGGAGGUCAUGCUGUUGUGGGAUUUACCUCAGACCCCUUCAUUCUCUUCCGAGUGGUAAGGAAUGGGUUUCUUAAGUAGUGGGAAUUUUUUCACCUCCUCAGGGCCCUAUCUAGUCAAUAGAAAGACUCCCAGUGAUGUCCAUGUGGGUCAGGCCCCAAGUUUUCAUCCCUGCAGUGGCACAUGAAUCUGCUAGCUUAAUGGAAGGAUUUCUUUUGAAUGUGCAAAAAUCGCCAGGCCAAGCUGUGCCGUUCAUUUCUGAGCAGAAAUACUCAUGGCUUAAAAACGGAUGACACAAGAAACCCCCCCUUUGUAUUACUUGAUCUGCUGAUUACUCUAAAUCCCCUCCCAUUUAGUAAUGGCCCAAAAUAGCAACAAUGUUUAAUUCUGCACUUUUGCUUUAUAUCAUUUUAUAGGUGCUUUUACUAUGAAUUUACAGCUAUGCUCUGUCCUCAUUUUCUGCAUACCAGUGGAAAAGAAAGCUGUUUAUUUCAGUGUAGCCAUGGCGGUAUUUUUGUUGUUGUUCAUAAGAGACUGAUACUCUUUGUGGUGGUAUUUCCAUAGUGUAAACAACACUCUUUGUACUGUUCCUAAAGUACUGUACAUUUCUAGUUGCACAAUUGUGUUACUGAGUAUAGAUUCUCACUAUCUUAUGUAUGGUGCUAUUUUUUGUGUUGUUGGUGGAAAAGAAAUCUUAGCAGUUGUUUAUUGCUUGAUAUUUUAUUAUAAUACAGGGAUAUAUCCUCUAUGGCAAUAAUAUCAUUUAAGGUUUUCAUUACAGAGUGAAAUGUAUAUAUUUUUCCAUUAGUUAAAUUACCUAUGUACUGUAUCCAUGUUUUAAAAAAAAAAAUGUGCUGGCUAUAAAUAGGAAAAAAAACCUAGUCAAGCAGAAUGGAACUAAUUGUAAAUGAAAAUCAAAAAGAAAAGGUUGUUCCAUUUUGAAAGAGAUUGAGUAGAUUUAAUAAUAAAUUAAUGUUUUCCAUAACAAUCUUACAAAGUUUAUGAACUUGAAAAAAAUGCAAAGCAAAACCAAACAGCUAACUGUGAAAAUAAAGAAGUAGUAAGUCUGUAAGUAAUGCAUGGUGCAUCUGUCUAAUACUUGACUGAGACUUGGAUUCAGAUGAGUCCAGGACCCACCAUUGACAACUGUGGUCGGUGUAAAAGGUCAUUUGUCAGUGAAAUACUGGCUGCUUGGGGUUCCCAGUGUGCUAACAAAUCAUGAACUGAUGGGUCUCGUCCCAAUGUGGUUGCAAAAUAACAUACAGGGAAUGUUAAUAUGUAGCUAAUGCCAAGUGAGUUCUUUGGUCGAUGACACAACAGCAGAAAAUGCCUGGCUGGAAAAACUGAUCUAGGCUCCAUUGGGGGAACGCUACAUAGGUUUUAGGAGGCUAUGGGGAGGGUAAAGCUUUUGCAUGGGAGCAGGGGGGGUUAUAAGUGCAUUUCAGAGAAUUUUCUUUCAAUGUAUAUUAGAGUCAACGUGAACGGCAGCCAUACCGGAUGUUUAAUGGCAACUGCAGUGCGAAAGCAGCCUAAUGAUGAAGGUUGCUGAAGUUGUGGAAAUUAUAUUGGAGUAAAAACUGUCCAAACCCUUUGAAAGGUACCUAGGUAACUUAAGUGGCACUCUUCCUGGGGGUGAAUAAACAGAAUUAUUCAAAGUGGAGCAGUUUCAGAUGUGUUUGUUGUAGACACAAGAAAUAACGAAGUAUUUUUUAAUGGAUGGAAGAAAUGGACAGAACAAACCCACAAACGAGUCACAAUAAAAAUGUAGAAGGUGUUUAUGAAAGGAAGUGAAAACCCUUCAAAAUAAAGCAAGCCUCCUCCGCCCAGACUCUCUUCUUAUUUUUCUUUCUGCUUCCCUCCCUUGCCCCCUGCAGCAAUUUACAGCCACUCUCUGUCCCCUGUCUAAACUUAUUUCUUUACAUUUUAUUAAA